Molecule: messenger RNA, 1287 nt
Organism: Paramecium pentaurelia
Lineage: Eukaryota; Ciliophora; Oligohymenophorea; Peniculida; Parameciidae
Source: the annotation of a GenBank genome assembly
UAUGGCAUAAGCAUUGGCAGGUGAAAAUUAUGAAUUCAAAGCUGCACCUGAAGUAGUGAAACCAAAGGCUAAAUACAGACCAUAAAUAUAAUAACAAUCUGAAGAAUAAAAGGAUAGGUUUGAGAAUCAAAUUUAUAUUAAGUUCAUUACUUGGAUGCAACAUAAUGUUUGAUAAAAGAGUUAUAAGAGGGAAUACGUAUGCAAGCAUAUAAACUCAAGGGGAUAAGAAAUUAAUGACAUUGAAAUCAUUCAAAAAACCAUCUUAAAAAGCAGUUAUAUAAUCUAAUUAUAUAAAUAGGCUCCUUAAACAUAGACCACUUAUCUACAUCCUUAAACACCAAGACCAUUUUAGAAUCGGGUCAAUAUUGAUAUACAAACAGAUGAAUAUCUUGAAAUACUAACUGAUAAACCUCCAGAACAAGAAAUGGAUGCCUAAACAGAUUAUUAUAUAGAUAAACCUCCUGAUAGAUUAUUUGUUCCAAAGAAAAAUGGUAUAGAUAAAGUAAAACAAUCUGUUUAUUUAAUUAGGAAACAUAAAUAUGGGAAGGUGAUCUAUUUGAUUUUGAUUAGGAGGUAGAACCUAUAUUGUAAGUUUUAAUGAAUAAGAUAUUGGAAUAAUCAAGAAUGGAGGUUUUAGAAGAAGAAGAAAUCAAAUUAAUGAAAUUAUAAUAAAAGCAACAUGAAAAAUAAAAGACAUCUGUCUUAUCAGAAAUGCAAAGAUUAGAUGCAGUUUAACAAAGAUUGGAUUAGGAAGAAGCAAGAAGGAAAUUAUAAUAUGAAACAUUUCUUAAGAUCUAAAAACAAAGUCAUUAGAAAGUUAUCUGUAGAACAUUAUCCAAGUCUUUAAUAUCUCCUUUAAAACAAAAUACUUUCAAGAAACUCUAAGAUUUAGGUGUAUUUAGAGAUCCAUUGGAGACAGCUUUACUAUCUGAAUAUCUACCUUGGAUGUAUUCAAAUAUUUUGAUAGAUUUAAUUGAUGAGGAUGGAAACUAAAGCAACUUCAAUAGUAUAUUUUUUAUAUUAAAUAUUUAGAUAUUUUGUUUAAUAUUGAAGAUAAUCUUACAAAUGCUCAUGCUAAUUCUAUUCUUAGAAGAAAAUAAUAUAUAGAAAAUCAUUAUGAAGAAAUUGCUAGAAAGAAAAGAGAAAAGGAGGAAAUGAAAAGAUAAGAAGAAGAAAGAAGAUUAAAAGAAAUUGAAGAUUAAAGACUAGCCGAAGAAGAAUAAGCACGUCAAUUAGAAUUACAAAACUUAGAGUAAUAAGAAAAUCAAUAACAAGUGUAAUAAUGAA